AUGAACAAAUAUUUUCACCAAGCAUUGUUCGUAGAAUGGAGCAUCUUUUUUGUACUCCCUGACGGUCAAGUCAACAAGACAACAAAAGCUCGUUCAAUUGACGAUUUUUGGUUAAAAUUUGCAUUUUUUAUUACUUCUCAAACAACAUGUGGACUAUUAUUGGGUCUGGUGUUUGUUUUAAAUCAUUCUGGAAUGAAAGUACUUAGCAAAGAAAAAGCUCAGGAUAUGGAUUUUUUUGUUGAGCAAAUUAUUACUGGAAGAGAUAUUAUUGCUAGAAAUCCUAAAUUUCAAUGGUGUGUAGAUUGGUUUUGUGGUGGUUUAAAUUAUCAAAUUGAACAUCAUGUGAGUAUACCACUUUUCUCCACAAUGCCGCGUCAUCAUUUUCAUAAAGUUCGACAAAUAAUUCAAAACCUUUGUGAAAAAUAUUCUAUAAAACUACAUUUUUAG
Messenger RNA from Entrophospora sp. SA101, 447 nucleotides. Lineage: Eukaryota; Fungi; Glomeromycota; Glomeromycetes; Entrophosporales; Entrophosporaceae. The record is from the annotation of a GenBank genome assembly.